AUGACUCGGUUUCGGCACAAGGUCUUUGAGGAGGACGUUGGCAGGGUAAAAGUAUCAGCAUUAAUCAUUUUGCCUCUUGACUUUAAUACAAUUCGGCUCGUUUAUGCACACAUUCUACUAAAACCACGCACUUCCGCUCACAUCGCACCAGCACCAGCACCUUCACAUCUGGCAGUAAUCGCUGCACCUCCCGCAUCAGCCACAGCGGACGCUGUACCUCUCACACACACCUCAGCCACAACCACCACCAAGACUAGCGCCCACCACGCCCACCCACUUCCAGCAAGCCCCAGUGCCAAGCGCACACGUCCGACGACGAAUGGGAGCAAGGAGAAGGAGAAUGGAGCAGUUGGGAAGAGGAAGUGGACGAAUGGACAGAAGGCAGGAAGAAAUGGGGAAGUUGGAAGCAGGAAACAGUUUGCAGGACACGGUGAGCCCACAGACACGCGCCAGCGCACACCUACCAGUGACACCAAACCCAGCGCGACUCUCUGCACACGUUCCAACCGGCAGGAAGUACCCAGUACCACGGGCGCGCCAUUCAUGCACGCCACAUCACCGGCGCUUAUUCUUGCACACCCAUCAUUCGCACCACCAUCGCCAUCACUCGCACCUCGCAUAGCUUGGACUAUGCAGCCCAUGCUGCCACCAUCAACCGCAGCCCUCACUUCGCCAUUCGCAACCGCUACAGCAACCGCGUCCAUCUCAACGUGCCCCACACCAUCAGCACGUGUUUGCGUGCCACUAGCAACGCCCAUACCACUCGCACCCCCCAUACCACUCGCCCCCCCAUCCAUCGCCAGCACACGCCAUCUCCGAGCGUUCAACCCAACGAUACACUGGCAAGUGCCAACGAUGAACGAGAGGACUGGAGAGAAGUUGGGAGGACGAGGAGGAUGGAAAGAGCAGAAGGGAGAGAGAAGGGAGAGAGAAGGAGAAGGAUUAGAGCACCUUGUGACUUGUCAUCCCAGUCUUUGUUGCCCACUGUUCGCAGCCUUUCAAGCCAUGCUGAUCGUUGCCCACUGUUUGCAGUUGAAUUGCUAG
Molecule: messenger RNA, 1044 nt
Organism: Suillus fuscotomentosus
Lineage: Eukaryota; Fungi; Basidiomycota; Agaricomycetes; Boletales; Suillaceae
Exons: 8
Coding region: 1-1044 (347 amino acids)
Source: RefSeq, a predicted model, not a curated record